AGGGCCUGUCCAAUGAUCUGAACAACUGUGUACGUGUCCUCGCGAGAUUCCGUGGUGAUAGUUUGAAUCCUAUUGAAUCCAAGGAGCUGGUCGGUCGGUCGGUUGGUCGGUGUUUCCAAUGGGAAGGGCAGAAGUCUGGAACUGAGAAGUAACCCGUUUGUAAGUUUCAACGAACAACACAAAUGCCAUUUUCGGAUCAAUCCACUUUUAUACCGAAGUGACAUCGGUGAAUCGUUGUAGUUCAAAAACAUUUUUCUCCCCCCAACGGGAAAAAGCCGUAAGGUGGAUCUUUCUUUUUUUUUUUAACGGUAGUGUGGUGUCCAGAACAGAUCCAGCCCUGUGGGCCAUACGAGACCAGACCUGGAGAGCUGGCCCAGGCCGCCACCAGAGACCACCACCAUGUCUUAACAGCCUACGCCUACUCCUUAACACCCUGUCCCCCCAGCCCCUCUCACCAUCCCCCUCCCUCCCUGUCGAUGCCCCCCUGCCUGGUGGCGGUGGAGCCUCCUCUGGUGGGGAGAUGAGCCUGCAGCAGCUGAGGGGGGAUCGGGGAGGUUCUGGGUCUGAGAGGGACCUCCACUCAGCAGCCUCCUCCAUCAGCCUCCCCUCCGUCAGGAAGGCCCCCAAGAAGAGACGCCUCUCCCUGCGCUCGCUGUUCAGCCGGCGCCACCGUGGGGACCGAGACCACAAGAGGAAAUCACAGGACUUACAGGGCGUCGGUGUGGACGGGAUCGCCAGCGUGGAGAGCAUCCAUUCAGAAAUAUGUCAUGGCGACAAGACCUCGACUCUCUCAGCCCCUGUUGCGGCCUCUUCCUCCUCCGAGUUCCUGGAGUGUCCUCUCUGUCUCCUCCGCCACUCCAGAGACCGUUUCCCUGACAUCAUGACCUGCCACCACCGCUCCUGUGCCGAUUGCCUGCGCCAAUACUUACGGAUAGAGAUCAGUGAGUCGCGCGUCAACAUCAGCUGUCCAGAGUGCUCUGAGAGGUUCAACCCCCACGACAUCCGCAUCAUCCUGGGAGACCAGCCCCUCAUGGAGAAGUACGAGGAGUUCAUGUUGAGGCGAUGGCUGGUGGCCGACCCAGACUGCCGCUGGUGCCCCGCCCCCGACUGCGGGUAUGCAGUCAUUGCCUUUGGCUGUGCCAGCUGUCCUAAGAUCACAUGUGGGCGUGAGGGUUGUGGCACAGAGUUCUGCUACCACUGUAAGCAGCUGUGGCACCCCAACCAGACGUGUGAUGCAGCGCGGCAGCAGAGAGCCCAGAGCCUGAGGCUGCGCACCUUCCGUUCCUCGUCUCUCAACUACAGCCAGGAGAGUGGUGCUGCAGCCGACGACAUCAAGCCGUGUCCGCGCUGCGCUGCUUACAUCAUCAAGAUGAACGACGGCAGCUGUAACCACAUGACCUGUGCCGUGUGCGGUUGUGAGUUCUGCUGGCUCUGUAUGAAGGAGAUCUCUGACCUGCACUACCUGAGCCCGUCAGGAUGUACCUUCUGGGGUAAGAAACCGUGGAGCAGGAAGAAGAAGAUCCUGUGGCAGCUGGGCACGCUGGUGGGCGCUCCGGUGGGCAUCGCUCUGAUCGCUGGCAUCGCCAUCCCCGCUAUGAUCAUAGGCAUCCCUGUCUACGUGGGGAGGAAGAUUCACAAUCGCUAUGAAGGAAAGGACAUCUCCAAACACAAGAGGAACUUGGUGAUAGCGGGGGGCGUGACCUUAUCAGUCAUUGUCUCCCCCGUGGUGGCAGCAGUUACUGUUGGUAUCGGCGUGCCCAUCAUGCUGGCAUACGUCUAUGGGGUGGUGCCCAUCUCUCUGUGUCGCAGCGGUGGGUGUGGCGUCUCCGCCGGCAACGGGAAAGGGGUCCGCAUCGAGUUUGAUGACGAGAAUGAGAUGAACGUCGGAAGUGCAGCGGCUGCAACUGACGCCACAUCCGUGGCAGAGACCAGACACAACCCCAGCAUCGGAGAGGGCAGCGUGGGGGGCAUGACGGGCAGUCUGAGUGCCAGCGGGAGCCACGUGGACAGGAUGGGUGCCAUGAGGGACAACCUGAGUGAGAACGCCUCUACCAUGGCUCUGGCUGGGGCCAGCAUCACUGGCUCUCUGUCUGGCAGCGCCAUGGUCAACUGUUAUAACAGGUUGGAGGUCCAGGCGGACGUUCAGAAGGAGCAGGGUAGUCUGAGUGGGGAGUCGGCCAACAUCAGCUUGGGGACAAUCAGUGACAACACCAGCACCAAAGCGAUGGCUGGAUCCAUUCUCAACUACAUGGACAGAGAGGGUAGUCUGGAGGUGGACAUGGAGGGGAAGCAGGAGAAGAAGCUCCAUCACCAUAGCAACAGCAGCAGCCUGGACGACGCCAGCGGCGAGGGGAGAGGGGUGGGGGGGUGUCCCUCCUCCUCCAAAUGGGUGAAGGACCCCUCUUCCUCGGGGGGUAAGAAGAGCAAGGGUAAGCUGAGGACGAAGAAGACCAGCGGAGGAACGAAGAUCCAGGAGUCUCGCGAGGACAUGGAUGCUCAGCUCCUAGAGCAGCGCAGCACUAACUCCUCAGAGUUCGACUCCCCCUCCCUCAGCGGCUCCCUGCCCUCCGUAGCAGACUCCCACUGCAGCCACUUAUCAGAGUUCAGCUGCUCUGAUCCUGAGACCUCCAGACCUCCUCCUCCUCUCACCCCCUGCUGCAUUGACCUCCACCCCCAACGGCCCCUCACCUCCCUGGGAACAGACCUGGUCACCGUCACCCCCUUGCCGGAGGUGGAGAACGACCAUCUGGAGAACUGUCCCGCUGCAUCCCACUCCUCCUCUUCCUCCUCGGCCCCCGUCUACACAGAAGGAGGGUUAGGAGGAGGAGGAAUGCUCCUCUACAUCGCCGAGGAGAGCUUAGGGCUAAUGAGGACGACGCAGGAGGAGCUGGACUCCCUCGCGGUGGAGGAGGUCCUGAAGGAGACCAAUAACAACAUGUUGGAUGGAGGUGUCGUCUCCCAGCAGCCUUCCAGCCCUGUGAGGAGUGGCUGCAUUCAGACUGAGAUAUAAACUCUCCUGACUGACUUGGCUGGCUGGCUGGCUGGCUGGCUGGCUGGCUGGCUGACUGACCUAAUGUUUAUGACAGUUUUUUUCACAGCUAACCUGACAUCCACUUCUGUAUCUGAGUGGUGCAAGCUCGCUUUACGGAAGAGUAGAGAGAAAGAUAGGACAGGAGAGGAGGAGAGGUUUGUCUAAUGAUUGUGUUUUAUCCAUGUCUGCUAAUAUGAAAUAAUGUGAUGGUUGAGGGUAGACAGGGUAGUGAUACAGGUGGAUGAAUAAGGUAGACUGGGUAGUGAUACAGGUGGAUAAAUAAGGUAGACUGGGUAGUGAUACAGGUGGAUGAAUAAGGUAGACUGGGUAGUGAUACAGGUGGAUGAAUAAGGUAGACUGGGUAGUGAUACAGGUGGAUGAAUAAGGUAGACUGGGUAGUGAUACAGGUGGAUAAAUAAGGUAGACUGGGUAGUGAUACAGGUGGAUAAAUAAGGUAGACUGGGUAGUGAUACAGGUGGGUGAAUAAGGUAGUGAUACAGGUGGAUAAAUAAGGUAGACUGGGUAGUGAUACAGGUGGAUAAAUAAGGUAGACUGGGUAGUGAUACAGGUGGAUAAAUAAGGUAGUGAUACAGGUGGGUGAAUAAGGUAGACUGGGUAGUGAUACAGGUGGAUAAAUAAGGUAGACUGGGUAGUGAUACAGGUGGAUGAAUAAGGUAGACUGGGUAGUGAUACAGGUGGGUGAAUAAGGUAGUGAUACAGGUGGAUAAAUAAGGUAGACUGGGUAGUGAUACAGGUGGAUGAAUAAGGUAGACUGGGUAGUGAUACAGGUGGAUGAAUAAGGUAGACUGGGUAGUGAUACAGGUGGAUAAAUAAGGUAGACUGGGUAGUGAUACAGGUGGAUGAAUAAGGUAGUGAUACAGGUGGAUAAAUAAGGUAGACUGGGUAGUGAUACAGGUGGAUAAAUAAGGUAGUGAUACAGGUGGGUGAAUAAGGUAGACUGGGUAGUGAUACAGGUGGAUAAAUAAGGUAGACUGGGUAGUGAUACAGGUGGAUAAAUAAGGUAGACUGGGUAGUGAUACAGGUGGAUAAAUAAGGUAGACUGGGUAGUGAUACAGGUGGAUAAAUAAGGUAGACUGGGUAGUGAUACAGGUGGAUGAAUAAGGUAGACUGGGUAGUGAUACAGGUGGAUAAAUAAGGUAGACUGGGUAGUGAUACAGGUGGAUAAAUAAGGUAGUGAUACAGGUGGAUAAAUAAGGUAGUGAUACAGGUGGAUGAAUAAGGUAGACUGGGUAGUGAUACAGGUGGAUAAAUAAGGUAGACUGGGUAGUGAUACAGGUGGAUAAAUAAGGUAGACUGGGUAGUGAUACAGGUGGAUAAAUAAGGUAGUGAUACAGGUGGAUAAAUAAGGUAGUGAUACAGGUGGAUGAAUAAGGUAGACUGGGUAGUGAUACAGGUGGAUAAAUAAGGUAGUGAUACAGGUGGAUAAAUAAGGUAGACUGGGUAGUGAUACAGGUGGAUGAAUAAGGUAGACUGGGUAGUGAUACAGGUGGGUGAAUAAGGUAGACUGGGUAGUGAUACAGGUGGAUAAAUAAGGUAGACUGGGUAGUGAUACAGGUGGAUAAAUAAGGUAGUGAUACAGGUGGAUAAAUAAGGUAGUGAUACAGGUGGAUAAAUAAGGUAGACUGGGUAGUGAUACAGGUGGAUAAAUAAGGUAGACUGGGUAGUGAUACAGGUGGAUAAAUAAGGUAGUGAUACAGGUGGAUAAAUAAGGUAGUGAUACAGGUGGAUGAAUAAGGUAGACUGGCUACAGGGAGGGAGAAAGCUGUCCUACUGGUUUAAGGGUUUUAUUCUUAUAGAAGAGAUGUUGGCAGUCUGGAUGGGAAGUCUUAUAUCUCACGUCCAGAGGGUUUUUGGUCGGCGGUAACAUUUAGAUGGACCAAGGCACAUAGAAAGUUCCAGUUAAAUGUACGAGGACAGAGGAAGAGGUGUAUCAGUGUUCUAUACCAGCCUUCACAUGGGGACAGAUUCUCCAGGCCACACGACUCUCCAUCCAGGAAGCUUGAUUGGAUCAGAGGCAAAACAAACCCUGUCUCAGGUGCCAUCCUAUUCACCAUGUACUGCGUUACUAGAUGAGUAGGGUUCCAUUUGACACAGACUUCUACAUAGUAGUAGUGCUAUUUCUGUGCCAGCCAGCCAGCCAGCCAGCCAGCCAGCCAGCCAGCCAGUCAGCCAGUCAGCCAGCCAGCCAGCCAGCCAGCCAGCCAGCCAGUCAGCCAGCCAGCCAGCCAGCCAGCCAGCCAGCCAGCCAGCCAGCCAGUCAGCAGCCAGCCAGCCAGCCAGUCAGCCAGCCAGUCAGCCAGCCAGCCAGCCAGCCAGCCAGCCAGCCAGUGGCAUCACACCGCAGCGUAAAGUUUCAAUAUAAACCGGUCAAUGAAAAGAUCAAACUGACCUAAGAGGGACCAGUCAAUAAGUCAUUUUUUAUUUUUCCGUGAUGAUUCUAUAAAAAAAAAAAAAAUGAAUAUUACUUUUAAGAUGUUGAUUAAUUUUGUUCUGUAGUCCUAGUAUUUGAUUUUCCAUGUUGAACCUUGUGCUGGGUCAGAUCCUGUGUUGGAGGGGGGAAGGAAGAGCCAACCAAUUUAACCCUUUUGUCUUCUUAAACAACACAGAUUUUAACUGUCAGGAUUGGAUUUACAAUAUAAAGUAAAUAUUCCAGAAAGAAUCAGGACUGAAGAGUUGAUCUGGAUCAUCAUCGUCAUCAUCAUCAUCAGUAGGGUGAAAACAGUGAUUGUUGAGACUCUCUUCAUUCUGUUAUAAAUGUAGAUCACUUCUAAUUAAAAUGGUGAUUUAA
Molecule: messenger RNA, 5840 nt
Organism: Salmo salar (Atlantic salmon)
Lineage: Eukaryota; Metazoa; Chordata; Actinopteri; Salmoniformes; Salmonidae
Source: RefSeq, a predicted model, not a curated record